Molecule: messenger RNA, 5496 nt
Organism: Scleropages formosus (Asian bonytongue)
Lineage: Eukaryota; Metazoa; Chordata; Actinopteri; Osteoglossiformes; Osteoglossidae
Product: kielin/chordin-like protein
Exons: 27
Coding region: 155-4765 (1536 amino acids)
Biological process (GO): positive regulation of BMP signaling pathway
Cellular component (GO): extracellular region
Molecular function (GO): protein binding
Source: RefSeq, a predicted model, not a curated record
CAGCAAGUGAUUUGUGUGCAUGGCCUGUAGCAUUAUGUUUUUUUUUUUUUUUUUUUUUAACAGACAACCAUUGAGGAAUUGAAUGUAACACUUUGUGGUGACCUGAGCAUCAGGUAAAUAAUCACCUGGUUUUUUGAGCUGCUUGUUACAGAGAAUGGAGAUCAUUUCACUGAGAACAGGUCUUUUCCUACGUUGCUUUGUUAUUUUAUUCUGGAGUCUUCACCUGUCGGCUGAACAAGGCAAUCUUCCUGAUUAUAACGACAAUAAAAAUGUCAUUGACUUGCUGAAAGCCCUCAACAUCAAUCACACCAUCAAAGGCAUCACCAAAGCCCAGGAUUCGAAGGAUGGGUUUCAGGUCUGGAAUUUUCACCAGAAACUGCCCGACCUCACCCUCCCCCAAGAUGUCUCCACCUUCCUUGUGGACAACACUCGUGGCUCAUUGGGUUUCCACUUUGUGGCCCAACAAGCAAAGCACACAACCGGCACGCUCAUUACCCUCACCUCACCAGCAAACAUGAAAGGUGCGAGUUGGCCACUGCUGAGUGUGGUGUCCAGCAGAACUUCUGAUCAACUGCGACUGCACUAUCGUGCCCUGUCUGACAUGAAGCCUGCCUAUAUCCUCUUCCCUGAUGGCACACCCUUUUCCAGCAGCCACUGGGCUCAGCUGGCCCUCAGUGUGGAAAUCAACAAAGUUGUGAUCUUUGUCGACUGCAGAGAGGCAAUAAUGUUGGAGAAGAACCCAUUACUCAGUUUAGACCUGCCAGCUGACCUGCAGGUCACCCUUGGCAGCACACCAGGUGACCAGGCCAGCAAGUUUGUGGGUUCCUGGCAAACUGCAAAAAUCUCAACUGUUGGCUACCAGAAGCGGCCAUGGGUCUGCCCAGAUGCAGGUCUACAGCAACUUACCCACCUCAAGAGCAAAGCUGGACUUCUUACAGAGGGGCCCCACCAUGGAGAAAUGAAACUGCAGCCAGAUUUACCCUAUGGCCAGAUCCUGGAACGUGGCAGGCCAACCUGCAUCUGGGAGGGGCGAAAGGUGGAGGAAGGGACACGCUGGGACAUGGAGCAGCAGGGCUCCUGCAUGUGCAUGAAUGGCACAAUCACAUGCACCCCAACAGGAGCUUGCAGCUAUGAGGGAACAAGGUACAACAAUGGCGAACCCUUCAGUCCAGACACAUGCUCGUCCUGUAUAUGUGAGAACCGUUGCAUCCAGUGCCACAAGGUCAUCUGCCCUCCCCAGUCCUGUCCCAACCAGUACGUCCCCCCAGGCCAGUGCUGCCCCACCUGCUAUCCAGGCUGUGAAUAUGAGGAGACCAUCUAUAAGAAUGGAGACGUAUUCCUGUCCAGAUCCAACCCCUGUAUGAACUGCUCAUGCACCGAUAGUGUGGUGAGGUGUAUUCCAGUGCGCUGUCCUCCCACCAAAUGCCACAACCCAAUCCAGAGGCCACGGGAGUGCUGCCCCACUUGCACAGAGUGUAUUGUUGAUGGCCGAAAGUAUGAGGAGGGUUCUGUGUGGGUUCCAGAGAACCAACCCUGCCACACCUGCAUCUGUGUGCAUGGGAAUGUUCAGUGCCGUACAUCUACCUGUCCCCCAGUCCAGUGCCAGAACCCCUGCAGAGCACAUGAUGGGUGCUGUUUAACGUGUGAGUGUGGCAGUUACAAACAGCACAACCACAGUAAUGAGAACAUAUUCUUGAAACCCAAUGAUCCCUGUGAGACAUGCAUUUCUCAGGUUGGCACUCCACAAUGUCCAUCGAGAGACACCAGACCCCGCCCCACUCCCCGUCCACCACGAUGUAUUCCCAGUCCCAGUGCCUGCUGUUACAAACAGCAUAGGUACAGUAAUGGGCAGAGAUUUGUGGACCCUGAUGACUCCUCUAAGACAUGCAUUUGUCAGGCUGGCAGUGUACAAUGCAAUCGUAGAGAAUCUGAACCAACUUCUUCCCCCAGUCCUUGCCCCAGUCCUCUCCACAAUCCUUGCCCCAAUCCUCUCCACAAUCCUUGCCCCAAUCCUCGCCCCACUGCAUCCCCCAGUCCUUGCUCUACUCCUCCCCGCAAUCCUUCCUCCAGUCCUUGCUCCAAUCCUCCCCGCAAUCCUUCCCCCAAUCCUUGCUCCACUCCUCCCGGCAAUCCUUCCCCCAGUCCUUGCUCCACUCCUCCCGGCAAUCCUUCCCCCAAUCCUUGCCCCACUCCUUCCCCCAAUCCUUGCCCCACUCCUCCCUGCAAUCCUUCCCCCAAUCCUUGCCCCACUCCUUCCCCCAAUCCUUGCCCCACUCCUCCCCGCAAUCCUUCCCCCAAUCCUUGCCCCACUCCUCCCUGCAAUCCUUCCCCCAAUCCUUGCCCCACUCCUUCCCCCAAUCCUUGCCCCACUCCUCCCCGCAAUCCUUCCCCCAAUCCUUGCUCCACUCCUCCCCGCAAUCCUUCCCCCAGUCCUUGCUCUACUCCUCCCCGCAAUCCUUCCCCCAAUCCUUGCCCCACUCCUCCCCGCAAUCCUUCCCCCAAUCCUUGCUCCACUCCUCCCCGCAAUCCUUCCCCCAAUCCUUGCUCCACUCCUCCCCGCAAUCCUUCCCCUAAUCCUUGCCCCACUCCUUCCCCCAAUCCUUGCUCCACUCCUCCCUGCAAUCCUUCCUCCAGUCCUUGCUCCACUCCUCCCCGCAAUCCUUCCCCCAAUCCUUGCCCCACUCCUUCCCCCAAUCCUUGCUCCACUCCUCCCCGCAAUCCUUCCCCCAAUCCUUGCUCCACUCCUCCCCGCAAUCCUUCCCCCAGUCCUUGCUCUACUCCUCCCCGCAAUCCUUGCCCCACUCCUUCCCCCAAUCCUUGCCCCACUCCUCCCUGCAAUCCUUCCCCCAAUCCUUGCCCCACUCCUUCCCCCAAUCCUUGCCCCACUCCUCCCCGCAAUCCUUCCCCCAAUCCUUGCCCCACUCCUUCCCCCAAUCCUUGCCCCACUCCUCCCCGCAAUCCUUGCCCCACUCCUUCCCCCAAUCCUUGCCCCACUCCUUCCCCCAAUCCUUGCCCCACUCCUCCCCGCAAUCCUUGCCCCAAUCCUUGCCCCACUCCUUCCCCCAAUCCUUGCCCCACUCCUCCCCGCAAUCCUUGCCCCAAUCCUUGCCCCACUCCUUCCCCCAAUCCUUGCCCCACUCCUCCCCGCAAUCCUUGCCCCACUCCUCCCCGCAAUCCUUGCUGCAAUCCUUCCCCCAAUCCCUGUCCCACUCCUUCCCCCAAUCUUUGCCCAACUCCUUCCUACAAUCCUUCCUCCAUUCCUUGCUCACUACCAGGUAUUCCCAGUCCCAGUGCCUGCUGUUACAAACAGCAUAGGUACAGUAAUGGGCAGAGAUUUGUGGACCCUGAUGACUCCUCUAAGACAUGCAUUUGUCAGGCUGGUGCUGUACAAUGCACGUCUACAGACUGCACACAGCCACCCUGCCCCAACCCUCCCACACUGCCUGAUGACGAUUGUUCCACACCUGACAUGGUAUGUUUGUACAAAAACCUUGUUUACAACAAUGAGGAGACCUUCAUGGACCCCGAAGACCCCUGUAAAAUAUGUAGUUGUCUGGAUGGCAGAGUACUCUGUGCACUAUCAUUCUGCCCACCUGUUUCCUGCCGCAACCCUUACAGACCACCAGGACAGUGCUGUCCCAAGUGUUUAGGGUGUCUGAUGGAUGGCGAGUGGCAUGAGGAAGGCACGGUGUGGGUCAAGAAAGGCCAACCACAGGUCUGCUGCACCUGUGUCCAUGGGGAGUCCCAAUGUGACCCACAACAUUGCCACUUCUCCCUUAUCAAGAAGCCCUGCAGAGGGGACGACUGUUCCUCUGAGAACCACAUGAUCUCAGGUGGUAAGGAGUUCCACAGCUCAUCAGACUCAUGCCAGGAGUGCGUGAGAUUGAGGAAAGAGGUUAUAUGCCAGGACCAAGAGUGUCCACCCCCCAACUGCAGUAACCCGCGGCCUGGGCCCUGCUGCCGGAAUGACUGCAACGGUUGUAGCUUUGCCGGGGUGGAGUACCAGAAUGGGAUGCAGUUUCUUCACCCUACGGAUGACUGCAAGACCUGUCACUGUAACAACGGCAACGUCCGGUGCCUGAGGAAAAGAUGUCCUCCGCUAAAGUGCAGCAAGCAGAAUGUGGUACCUGGAAAAUGCUGCCCCAAAUGUGCAGGUGCGAAACUUCCACUGAUGGCCAAAAACUGGCAUGUAAGAAGUAAUCUCACCGUAGGGACCAUUCACUCUGCUAAAGAGGGAGCAACAGGGUGCUUAUUCUACAACAUGACCUUGGCCAUCCAGCAGUCUGUGCGGGACCCUAGAAACCCAUGUUCUGAGUGCACCUGCAGGGAUGGCCAUGUAUUGUGCGCACCGGUCAAAUGUCCUGAGGUGCAGUGUCAGAACCCCAUCAUCCCGCCUGGGGAGUGCUGCCCUGUUUGCUCCAAGGGCUGUCAUUUUCAGGGUCGGGUCUACAAGAACGGAUCUGCCUUCCAGAUGCCAACUAAGCAGCAUGUGCAGUGCAGCUGCCUCAAUGGGUCCGUGUCAUGCCACAGGAAGCAGUUGUCCUCGACCCGCUCUUGCUCCUAUAUGGGUGCUGUCUAUGCCGACCGUCAGGUCUUCAGAAUACGCACACCGGUUGCCAGCAGCUGUAGGGACUGCUCAUGUUUGGCUGGUCGGGUCUUAUGCGUGGAUAUCCCCUGCCCCAGGCUGACUUGUAAAGACCAGGUAAAAGAUCCCGGGUCCUGCUGCCCUCGCUGCCGAGACAUAUACCACGGAGAUGCCAUGUAACGAUCCAAGCCUGCCGGUAUGGGAAUGAGAACAAAGGAAAGGUGGCAAUAUAGACCAAUGUUUACUUAAGUAAACAAUCCUGUCAGUAAGAAGAAAUGCAAUCCAUUUGAAAUUCCUCGCUGAAAUAACAAGGCACUUGCAUAGAUUAUCAGAUUAAAGGAACCGUACUGUUGUCACUCUCACUAUUUUUUUAAAAUGUGGUGUUUAAUUACUUAAUGUUAGAUUGAGUUUGUGUUGGCUGCAUUAUGCAGCUGGCUGCCUGAAGUACAAUAGAUAACUUUAAUAAAUGAGAUCAGCUUGACCAGCCCAAGAGGAAACGAAAAAUUGUACAUGUGAAAAUUAUGAGUGAUGUAUAAUCCGAUAUGUUAAAGUUCACUAUAUGAAGCCUUUCUCAGUCACUGUCUUGAGCCUACCCUUCUUUGAUCCACAUACUAAAACUGGGCAAUCUAAAGAGUUUGUGUUAAACCGCUUUGUUUUCUCACCUCAGAGGCUUGACAUUCUUCUGAAUUGAAAGCAAUGAAAUUACUCCUCUAUUAUUUGCAACAACAUAACAUCUGUAUUCAUUUUGUAUAUUAUAUUAAUGUAGGCAUUUACAUUUAUUCAUUUAGCAGACAGUUUUGUGCAAAGUGACGUACAUCUCAAAUCUAAGACAUAGUUGUAACCAUCACCAUCAGCUUUCCGGUUGUUGUGGUCUUUGUUCCAAAUCACUAUUAAAGUCAUAAGGAAAAUGC